CUGUGCUGACCGUCUUCACCGGAUAAUGCAUCGCGCAAUUUCUGCUUGAUGUUGUUCUUUUGCGGCCAUGUACAGAUUUGUCGUGUGUGCAGUUUUGCUGUUUGUUUUGUUUGAACUGUCGUUGUGCGCAGUACAGAUCAACCGACGGGACAUUCUCAGAGUCAGACAGGAACGGUGUGGUGCUGAGCACCGCCUGCCUCAGCUGAAACUCUACACAGCUCUACACGGACAGGAUGUGUGCGUCCGUGUGCGGCUUUCAUUGGAACCUCUGAUGGAAAAUGAAGGCCUGAAGAUAGACUUCAGUGACUCAGAAACGGUUGACUCCCACACGCUUCUCAUCUGGAACAGAAACAGAUCUCUUUUGUGGAACAGCACUAAUGGGGAGCUGUUGUUUCAGCCUCACAAAGUUAAAGUUAAGACACAUGAUACGACCACGACAUCCCAUCAGACAUAUUGGAUCCUGCGCUAUGACUGUUUCCUGGCUCAGUCUGGCUCUGAGGUCAGCGUGUCUGUUUACAGCAACAAUGAUAUGCUUAUCAGUGCAUCUUAUAAUGUAGAGCUCAUCAAAACAGAUAAUGAAGACCCAAUGCCUGAAUUCAGUGUCACCGUGGAUAAACAUGCUAAACAAUUCAUUGUUAAGUUGGAAACAGACCAAAUUGUGAAGAUCAGCCUGUGUUACAGGCAUUUAUAUGGAGAGUGUGAAUCAAUCUAUUUUGGUCAGAUUGACCCGAAGGUUAACCCGAUAGUUAAUCUGAACAUCUCUCACCUGGUUCCAUGUGUUUGUGUGCAGCUGUGGUUUACAGGAAUUGACAGAAGAAGAAACACAGUGUGUCCCUUAAAAGAGACCAUAGUGCCACAGGCAGGUGAAAUCUUGUCUUCGAGUUCAGCAAGAGUUCUCGGCUCUGUUCUGCAUUGGGAGCCUGUCUGCCCUUCCGACCAAUCAAAUCCCUCGGUCUCCGUGUGCUGGCUUAUUCAUGAGCGGAGCUCUUACUGUGUCCCCGCCCCCAACUCCACCCUGUACAGCACACAGCAUCUGAAUUAUAAUGUGUCUGCUGUUGAUAAACACCCUCAGAUGUGUGUAAAGUUUUCUCUUAACGGCAGUCAUCAAGUCUUCUGCCCCUUUGUGUCAGAGGGAAAGUCUGAAUGGAGUGUGAUGGUUGUUCCUGGAUCUCUGCAUCUGCAUGUUCGACUCACAUCUACCACAGCGGCUUCUUUUGCUGCUCAGCUGUGUGUCAGAGACCGAGAACAGUGUGUGUCUGAUGGACCCGUCAUCUCACGCCGAGUGGAUGGGGGCGCCACAGAGUCUGAGUUGAGCAUGCGGUUUCCCUUCCUCUCAUCAGAACUGUGUGUACAGGUGUGGCGCUUGGAUCCAUUCCUCCAUGGCAGACGAAUCAUUUGUCCUGAUUACACUCACAGGAGAUGGGGGCUCAUCAUUAGUGCUGUGUUCACCCUCAUGGUAACAGUGACCGUGCUGGUCUGCAUCACAUGCUACUUGCUCAAAAGAAGCACAUCAGAGUGGCGUUCUGCUGAAAGGAGACCCGUGCUGCUUGUGUGCUCGUCUGACAAUACCGCCCACGUUACUUCCGUGUGUUCUUUGGCAUACAGCCUGCAGAAGGAGCUGUUCAUGGACGUAAGGCUGGCACAGUGGGUGCAGUGCCGAUCUCAGUCCUCUCUGGCUCAGCUGGGACCCGUGCCGUGGCUGUGCGGUCAGUGUCACGCCGUGCAGAAGGCAGGCGGUGUCGUCCUGAUCGCCUGGAGCCCUGACGCCCAUCAGUCCUAUCUGAGAUGGCGGAAGAAUGUUUCAGUAGCGAAGGGAAAAGGCGCAUCCAAACUCUGUAAGGCCAUCAUGAAUGAUGGUGUUGAAGAUUGUUGUGAAGACGAGAAGAUGUGCUACGAUGAAGAAUGGAUGGAGCAUCGACAGCUUUCUUCUUCGACCACUGCUCCCGUGUUCAAUGCCGCCCUGGCCUGUCUUUGGGCAGGAAUACACAGUGACGACCACGGCCGGGGAUUUGGAUUGGUUUGCUUCCAGGGUCUUAACGAUAGCAGUAACAUUCCUAAACAUCUCAGAUGUAUCCGAAAAUACAGUCUCCCGAGAAAUCUGCCCUCUUUAAUACACGACCUAGGCAGCUCGAUGGAUGGAAUGGGAAAAACAGAAGGAAGUUGGCGAUGCUGGUCAUGUCUUGUGUCAAAAGCACGGUCAUUCUUUGCAUCACGCCAGCUUGCGCCGAGACUUGAGGCGGGACUGCCUGUGCCAGGCAGGCGCAGCUCCAAGAUCAUUCUGAAGUUCUCACGGAAAUUAAAGAGCGGCACAAAAGGAAAGACGUUGAAGCAUAAGAAACGACAAAGUAAAGUCGUGUCAUCGUGUUUGUCCAGAAAGGGGUGUACGAAGAAAACAAGUGAGGCAGAACUACUAAGAUCACAACUAUGAGUUGAACAUGCUCUGGAGUUUUUGAACUAUAAUGUAAACACAAAGCUUUUUUUUUUAAUUCACUCGUGUCGUUGUCAGGAUCUGACAGUGCCAGAUGAUCGAAUGCUUCAUCCACAACCGGAGAGUUAAAAUGAAUAAACUGAAGGCAAUUCUAAUUUGAAUAAUAUAUGUAAACAUUUCUAAGUGGACUUGUACAGUUGUACAGUAUUUUAUAUUUUUAGACCACAGAAUUCCCUGAAAAUGACUCACAGGAAACCAGGUUUGGUUGGAGGAAUAGUUUGGGUAUAAAGGAAUGGUUCACCCAAAAAUUACAAUUUGGUCAUCAUUAACUCACCACAGGUCGUUCCAAACCUGAAUGGCUUUCUAUCUUCCGUGAUAUACAAAUGGAGGUAUUUUGAAGAAAGCUGAGCUAAUGUUUUCCAUACAUUUCAAAGUGGACAGUGAUUUUUACUGCCAAGCUUCAAAAAGGACAGAACACAAAAUAAUAAAUAAAUCGGCAGUAUAUGUAAAUAUUUUGAUUUUUUUUAAAUACAUAUAUAUAUAUAUAUCAUUUAUGAAGGACUGCAUCAGUGGUAUUUGUACUUAUAACAGCUAUACUGUACCACACAAUUUACCAAAAAUGACCAAAUGCAUUAAGGAGCAGCUGAGUGUACAGUAUUUCACUAAAUCCACUAUUUUCCUGAAUGUGGACGUUUUUCAUGAUUCAUAACAGAAGUUUUCUGGUCUCCAGUAUUUUAACUCGCAUCAGUGUAUGUUCUUGCCAGAAAAUGUGAUGUUUAGCACAUUACAUUUGUAAAAACUGUCCAAAAAAAUAAAUAAAUAUGUGGCUCCAUAGUGUCAA
Myxocyprinus asiaticus (Chinese sucker) is the source of this 3269-nucleotide messenger RNA. Its product is annotated as interleukin-17 receptor E-like. The transcript is spliced from 17 exons. The record is from RefSeq and is a predicted model, not a curated record. The coding region runs from base 68 to 2428 and encodes 786 amino acids. NCBI's taxonomy places the organism in Eukaryota, Metazoa, Chordata, Actinopteri, Cypriniformes, Catostomidae. Gene Ontology annotation, molecular function: interleukin-17 receptor activity.